ACACUGCAGUCAUUCAAUCAAACUGUACGCCAUUUUUAUUUUACUUGGAAUCGCAUUGUCAAGAAAUUUGGCAAUUUGCGUCCUUUUUGAGAGUGGAAUUAUAUCAAAGCAACUUUGCCGAAGACUAGGCCUGUGCAACUUACGUUGAAAAUAUAUACAUAUUAGAAGGAAGGGUUAUUGUAGCGAUAAAUUAUGAGUUCUGUUUUGUUUGCUUGCUCCAAAUGUUUUUCGCGACAUCCAUUCGAGGAAUUGUCUGCGGGCCAACAGCUAUGCAAGAAUUGCCGGGGAAGUAGCUCAAUUGUGAAAUGUACUUAUUGUCGAACCGAAUUCCAACCAACAACAAAGUCCCAGAGUGCCUGUAAGAAAUGUGAGCACUGCCUCAACAAGUAUGGCAAACCCAACGCCUGUGAAUGCUGCAAGAUCGUAGCGGCGUUCGGAAACUCUAAAUGCAUAAGAUGUGCAACGUACGAAGCAAAAUACGGCCCACCAAUACAAUGUGAUGAAUGCAAGCAGCGAUGUGCUUUCGAUAAGCGCGACGAGAACAAAAAGAUUAACGGCAAAUUGCUUUGUUGGCUGUGCACAAAUUCGUUUAAGCGAGCUCUCUUAAAAGCUCAACAGGACGGCAGAAUAUCAGCGAAAAAACGACCACAUGAAAAAAUACACAGAGAUAGUUCGACGAAUUCGGCAAAAAAAUCAUCCCGACCAUCUGCAGAUGUAAAAGGAAGCAGUGGCGGUGCUGGGGGAGGAAGUAGUGCAGCUAUCGCUUCUUCAGGCGGAGAUCUGCCCGACAAAGUGUCACGCACUGGAUCUGGAGGAAGCGGCGGAAAUGGCAGUGGUAAUGGAUCUGGAAUCGGACUGGGCUCUAUAGCGGCCCCAGCAGUUAUCACAAUUGAUCCAAAUUCCGCUGAUCAUGUAGUGGCUAUGACUAACUUAAAAGAACGUAUUGCCAGUCUGGAAAAACGCCUUCAGCAAAAGGACAAAGAAUUACUUGAAAAAGACAAAUUGUUAACAGAGCUUAAAGGCAAGAAUUUCGAAAAAGAAAUAGAAAUGCGCAACAAAUUGAAGGAAGUCGACAGAUUGCAUGAAAUGAAAGUGGAGAAUCUUAAUCGAAAAGUUAGUAGUUUAUUGAAAGAAUUAGCAUCUGUGAAGAAGAGCACAAAGAAGAAUGGCACAAGUGGAGGUUCAAAUGCCAAAGAGCGCCAGAGCGAACGUGAAAAACGAGAAAACCUUUCUCCAAAAGAUGAACUUGUCGAAGAAGAGCAACAGCGAGAAAAGGAAAUAAAAGAAGAGAAAACGGAAAAAGAAGAUAGUAAGAGUGACGAUGAACAAGAUCAGGAAGAAAAAGGGAGUGUUGGAUCUGGUUCGAAUAGCCCAUCUACAAAUUGAUUGUAACAAAACGAUAUGUUAGCUAAAUUUUACAACAAAGUUUUACGAGUUUAUAUGUUACCGGCCAAACUCGAUCUUAGGACAAACUAGUUUUGCCUAGGCUAAACUAGAUCAGGGGCCUUAGUAUAUUUGCGCGGAACAUCUUUCCGCGUAGGCGGCCUUUGUGCGCGCUUCAAAAAAACUUGUUUCCGCGUUGGACGUUUAGCCUAGGAAAAACUUGUUUGCUCUAAGGCCGGGGUUUGGCCGGUAACAUAUACAAGGCUUUGACAUCUAUUCCACUCAAUCGAGCUGUUUUACAGUUUCGGGAAUAAUCGUAUCAGUUUUUGAAAAAAUAACUAAAAUAAGCUGUCUCAACGUUUUUCAUUUAGGUAAUGAAAAUGUAUCAUACAUAAGCCAUGGAUGUUGAUUUUUGAAAUUUUUGCCAGUAAAAUAUUUUCUGUAAGAUUUUAUAUUUCUUUUGUUACCUAAAUUGUAGUUUACUUUAAUAGUUCUUUCGUAUGAUUAACACAUUUAAUAGUUUAAAGUUUAUUCCUCCAAAUAGUUUAUAUUCCGGCAGGUUCUGCAAUUCACUUCGGAGACAAUUUGAGUCAGGUUCGCUUUGAAUUCAAAUUGGCAGGGGUUGAGGUUCAUUCAGGAGUGAAUUGCAAAACCUGCCCGAAUUUCAUUUUUUUUUUUUUUUUGUAACGUGUGAGCUUUGUGGCACCAUUUUUUUAGCAGAUAACUUAUUUAAGUGAAGUGGAAAUCCCUUAAAUUGAAUAAAGAACAUACAAAGAAAACUUGGA
Molecule: messenger RNA, 2168 nt
Organism: Rhagoletis pomonella (apple maggot)
Lineage: Eukaryota; Metazoa; Arthropoda; Insecta; Diptera; Tephritidae
Product: protein FAM76A
Exons: 6
Coding region: 193-1386 (397 amino acids)
Source: RefSeq, a predicted model, not a curated record